Messenger RNA from Fragaria vesca subsp. vesca, 967 nucleotides. Its product is annotated as nuclear transcription factor Y subunit C-4-like. Gene Ontology annotation, biological process: regulation of DNA-templated transcription. Gene Ontology annotation, molecular function: protein heterodimerization activity; DNA binding; DNA-binding transcription activator activity, RNA polymerase II-specific. Gene Ontology annotation, cellular component: nucleus. The record is from RefSeq and is a predicted model, not a curated record. Bases 68 to 778 code for a protein of 236 amino acids. The transcript has 2 exons. NCBI's taxonomy places the organism in Eukaryota, Viridiplantae, Streptophyta, Magnoliopsida, Rosales, Rosaceae.
UAAAUCCCCUGCGAAAAAUAAUCACCGCCACCCUCCGAUCAUUUCCCUUCCCCAAUUCGCCGCAUCAAUGGAAAACAACAACUCCAACUCCAACCCCGUCGCCGCCACCACCGUCCCAGCCGCCACCUACCCUCCCACCCAGCCCCCUCCGCCGCCGUCCUCCGUCGCGGCGCCGCCCUUCCACCACCUCCUCCAGGCGCAGCAGCAGCAGCUCCAGAUGUUCUGGAACUACCAGCGCCACGAGAUCGAGCAGGUCAACGACUUCAAGAACCACCAGCUCCCCCUGGCGCGCAUCAAGAAGAUCAUGAAGGCCGACGAGGACGUCAGGAUGAUCUCAGCCGAGGCGCCCGUCCUGUUCGCCAAGGCAUGCGAGCUCUUCAUCCUCGAGCUAACCAUCAGGUCAUGGCUCCACGCCGAGGAGAACAAGCGCCGCACGCUCCAGAAAAACGACAUUGCCGCCGCCAUCACCCGCACUGAUAUUUUCGACUUCCUCGUCGAUAUUGUCCCCAGGGAUGAGAUCAAGGACGAGGCCGGCCUCGGCGGCGUCGCCAUGGUGGGGGCCACCGCCAGCGGGGUCCCUUACUACUACCCGCCCAUUGGCCAGCCGGCGGGGGCGCCGGGAGGGAUGAUGAUCGGGAGGCCGGCCAUGGAUCCUACCGGAGUUUAUGCGCAGCCGCCGUCGCAGGCGUGGCAGUCGGUGUGGCAGACGGCGGCGGAUGAUGUGUCGUAUGGGAGUGGAGGGAGCAGUGGCCAGGGCAAUCUUGAUGGCCAGAGUUAAAGAGAGACUAACUUGUUGACAAUUUGCUGCGAGGCGGGAAGGAAAGGAAUUGAGCACUGCAGCAGUUUAUUGAUGGCUUCAAGUACUAUUAUUAUUUAAUGAGAUGACAAGAGACUUGUCUAAAGACCCUUUGAUCCAGAGCAGUAGAAAGUUUACUGCCAUGUUCAGUAUUUAUGUGCAGAGUCCUCU